Messenger RNA from Cucurbita moschata (crookneck pumpkin), 2989 nucleotides. Its product is annotated as pentatricopeptide repeat-containing protein At4g04790, mitochondrial-like. Bases 129 to 2738 code for a protein of 869 amino acids. Gene Ontology annotation, molecular function: protein binding. Lineage: Eukaryota; Viridiplantae; Streptophyta; Magnoliopsida; Cucurbitales; Cucurbitaceae. The transcript is spliced from 16 exons. The record is from RefSeq and is a predicted model, not a curated record.
ACUUUUCAGAACCCAGCGGUAAUCGGAAGUUGCCGUCGCCGAUAAAACCAUAAACCCCACAAAACAGCGGCGCAGCUCAGUUCGCCCGAGGCCGGGAAGUUGCAGAGCUUUCGGAAUCUGAAUCUCAAAUGCCGUCCAAAUCCAAAAAUCUAAGCUCUCUAUUCCGCUCCGCCAUUAUAGCUUCAAAACCUUCACAGAAUCCCCAAGAUGCAGCUCUCAAAAACUACGUCUCCGCUAUCGAUCCCUUCUCUCCUAGCACCUCUCUCUCCAAAGCCUUCGAUAAACGAUCCAUCAAGUCCGCGAACUCCAAGAAGCUUCCCCAGAAACUAAACUCUGACGUUCAAUUUCCUGCUCUCAUUUUAGAAGAGCCGUCAGGGUCUGGGGAUUCUAUGAAGCAUUUAACCAAGGCCAUAUCUUCCAUUCUGUGCGAAGGCUCAUCUGUUAGGUCUCCUGAUGCACAAGAAAAUGGUGAUGAGAACUCUUUGAAACAAUUAUUAGACAUACCAUGGUUUUCCAACAUGUCCAAUCAUAGCAUAUCAUUGCGUCGCAGAGAAAUAUCUCGUGAAAGAAAGCAAAAAUGGAUAUUCAAAAAUAGCCAAAACUAUAGGUUUAAUCAAUUGGUUAGAAAUUGUGCACAGAAGCUGGGGACUGAUGUUACUUUAGAAGUCUUUGGUAAAUUGGGACGAGAAACUGGUGUGAAAGAAUACAAUGCACUGAUAGAUAUAUGUUUAGAGAAGGCUAAGACAAGUAAAGACUUGGAGGUUGUAUUGGAACAGAUUGCAAAGGUUUAUCAGCUAUUUAAAUUAAUGAAAGAACAUGGUUUUCAGUUAGAAGAUGAAACUUACGGUCCAGUUCUUACAUAUUUAAUUGACAUGGACAUGAUGGAAGAAUUUAAUUUUUUCUGUGAGGCUGUAAAGGAUGGAAAUCCAGGCUCGAAUUCAAGGUUGGGUUACUAUGAGAUGUUGUUCUAUGUUAAAAUCAAUGAUGUAGAAAAAAUUCAGGAGCUCUGUGAGCAUGCUAUAGCCCAUGAUGGAGUGGACAAGUACAGUUUACAAGAAAAUUAUUUGUUGGCCCUUUGUGAAUGUGAGCAGAAGGAGGAACUUUUGCAGAUGCUGGAAAUUGUAGACAUCACAAAACUUUCGUCAACUGUACUCGCAGCUAACGUCUUCAAGUGCUUAGGGAGAUUAUUACUUCACUCUAUUGCAGAGAAGUUGCUUGUGGCGUUGAAAACUUCUGGGAAUGGAGCAGAGAAUAUCCCUUACCUUAUAUAUAAUCAUGUUGUCAGCAUUCCAAAUUUAGCGAUUGAGGAUAUGGUUUCUAAGUUCAAGAGCAUGCACUUGGAAUUGGACAUCAAGCCUUCAUCUGUUUCAUAUGAGAAGCUCAUCUGUUACUGUUGUGGUUCACUUAAGGUGCAUAUGGCUCUUGAUAUAGCAAAUGAAAUGUGUGAUGCAGAUUUCACACCAUCCACAGAUGUCUUGCACUCCAUUUUACAUGCUAUGGAUGAAGGCUGUGAGUUUAAUUUGGUUCAUCAAGUCUAUUCACUCAUAUGUCGCCACAACCUGAAGCCGGAUAGUGAAGUGUUCAGGAGAAUGAUAAGUCUGUGCAUCAAGAUGAAAGACUUUAAUGGUGCCUAUGACAUGCUUAAGGAAUCUGAGAAAAUGAACUUUACUCCUACAGCUAGCAUGUACAAUGCUAUCAUGGCCGGAUACUUCCGAGAGAAGAACACUUCUGAUGGAUUGAUGGUUCUCAAGCAAAUGGAACUUGCGGAUGUAAAACCAGAUUCCAAGACUUUCAGCUAUUUGAUCAGCUAUUGUGAAUGUGAGGAGGAUAUUAUCAAGUACUAUGAAGAGCUGAAGAGUUCUGGAGUUCAAGCGACAAAGCAUAUUUUCAUGGCCCUUAUAAAUGCAUAUGCUGCUCAUGGACAAUUUGAGAAGGCAAAACAGGUUAUAUCAGAUGAAGAAAUACCAGUCAAGAACUUGAAUGAAAUUAGAAGUGUGCUAGUCUCUGCUCUUGCUUCAAAUGCGCAAAUAGCUGAUGCCCUGAAAAUUUAUGAUGAAAUGAAACAAGCUGGAUGUAAUUUGGAGCCCAAGGCUGUCAUCAGUCUUGUUGAGCACUAUCCAUUCGAUUGGCCGAUGAACAGAAUGUUUCAGUUACUUGGUGAAUUGCAUCAUGAUCUCGACGUCUGGAUAGAUUCUUGUCGCAGAAUUCUCUUGUUUUCUGUAAAACACAAUGAUCUGAGUUCGACUGUCGAUCUAUUGAAGCAGCUCAGUUACAGAUGUUGUAAUGAUGAAGUGAUGAUGGGAGUUGCUUUUGAUGAGAUUUUUUCCCUCAUUGCAGAGUCCGAGCCAUCAUAUUUAGAAACAGGCCUGCAAUUGCUUCAAUUCAUAAAGAAUGAUCUCGGUCUAUCUCCCCCACGUAGAUGCCUUGAUUUUCUCCUGGGUGCUUGUGCCAACGCCAAAGAUGCAGAGAGCUCUCUCCUCAUCUGGGAAGAAUAUGAAAAAGCCGGCCUCCCACACAAUACUAUUAGUUACUUGCGGAUGUAUCAAGCUCUCUUAGCAUCUGGGGACCAAAAAUCUGCAAAAGUUUUGCUUGAAAAAAUUCCGAAAGACGAUGCUCACGUUUGCUAUGUAAUCAAGGAAUGCGAAUCGGUUUAUGUUGCCUCUUUCUCAGUAAAGAAGAAAAAAGGAAGACACAAGAAAAAGAUGCUGAAAAUGAGCAUAAAUGAAAGAGAGGUAUGAAUGGAGAAGUAUAUUAGUAUUAAACUAACUUGCAUUUUUGGGUUGUAGGAGUAAAUUAGAGUAUGAUCAUAGGUAUGCAUGUGAAGCCCUUUUAUUUAUUGAAUCUAAUAUCAUUUAAGACUCGACAAUGUGGAAGAAAGAUUAGACAUUUGUUCAAGUAGAUACAUCAUUGAUAGUUGUAAUAAAAUCAUCCACUUUUCCUUGGCAAUAAAAAUAUGGGGAGAAAUGAUUGAAACUCCCUUUUCCUUUGC